Molecule: messenger RNA, 906 nt
Organism: Gigantopelta aegis
Lineage: Eukaryota; Metazoa; Mollusca; Gastropoda; Neomphalida; Peltospiridae
Product: cysteinyl leukotriene receptor 1-like
Exons: 2
Coding region: 1-906 (301 amino acids)
Biological process (GO): G protein-coupled receptor signaling pathway
Cellular component (GO): plasma membrane
Molecular function (GO): G protein-coupled receptor activity
Source: RefSeq, a predicted model, not a curated record
AUGAAUAACCUUAGAGAACUGGAUAACGGACUACAGCAGGAGUGGAUUGCUGUCCCCCAGAACAUUAUUUACAGACUUAUCGGGUCGAUGAAAAGACGUUGCAUGGCUUCUGAUCGAAUAUCCGCCAACGCCAUAAUCAAGCCAUACAACAAAACAAUGAAUUCCACUUGGUUGGGGCUUGUUCUUAGCACGACUGAAAGCCUGUUUAACAACGAUACAGAAGAAGAAGAAGAAGAAGACAAAAAUGAAAGGUUUCACUUUCAAAUUCAAGGGAAGACUUAUAUGACGUUUAUGCUGGUCAUCGCGUCACUGGGAGUCGUGGGGAACGCAAUGUCCUUCAUCCUGAUGUCUGACGAAAAACUUAGAUCACUUGCAUAUUCGGUUUACUUAAGAUGGAUGGCGGUGUCAGACAGCUUGUUACUUAUGAUGGUUACUACUGAGGAUACUUUGGACACAUACAAUUAUCUGCAAAGGUUUUUAGUCUCUCACGUGACUCUCUGUAAGAUGUGGACCUUUUUUCUAGCCAUGACCUACACACUGUCUCCAUGGCUGGUCGUGGCCUUGACCCUCGACCGAUUUGUGUGUGUCAUUUUCCCUCUGUCUCGUUACAGGCUGUGCACAAAGUCAAAGGCUUUCAAACUGUGUUUGACAUUGACACUGAUUUCUGCAGCUCUUAACGUUGUCGCUUUGACUUACACUGAUAUCGAGGAUGACAAAUGCGAACAGUCUCAAAACCUGCACCUGUCUCGCUACAUGGUAUUCCAGCAGCUGUUUUUGAAUUCGAUUCUACCUUGUGUUGCAGUUCUGAUUCUAAACAUAGUCACAGUGAGUCGGAUUCGCCAAAGCGCGUAUUUUCGUCAGCAGUUUAAACGAAGCGGCGGAUCCGAAGCGACGAAAGAAAAAUAA